Rhipicephalus microplus (southern cattle tick) is the source of this 3295-nucleotide messenger RNA. RefSeq lists its product as uncharacterized. Gene Ontology annotation, molecular function: protein phosphatase regulator activity; calcium ion binding. Lineage: Eukaryota; Metazoa; Arthropoda; Arachnida; Ixodida; Ixodidae. Gene Ontology annotation, biological process: protein dephosphorylation. The record is from RefSeq and is a predicted model, not a curated record. Gene Ontology annotation, cellular component: protein phosphatase type 2A complex.
UGCAGCGUGGUACCGCUUACCCUAUAUCAAAGGAUGUGCUCUGUGUCUGCACCCGUUAACAGAGCCAGCACGAGAAGGCAUUCGUGGAGUCCCAGACGGCGUCGCUUAAGCGGGUCGUGCGCUCGUCGACCAAGCAGGCGAGCUGCAUACCGCGCUUCUACUACCCGGCCGGCAAACCCAUGACGCCCGCGCAGCUGGACGCCCACCUGCUCAAGGUCAAGGCGGCCUUCGCCAGCCUCAGGGAUGGACGGGCCACCAGGACGAACUUCAGCGCCAUCAUCCGGGCGUGUGGUGUGCCUCUCUACUGGAAGAUGCCGCUGUUCGCAGCCAGCGGGGGAGAAACCCGCAGUUACGUCACCAGUGACGUGUUCAUAGAUUUCUGGAAGAGGAUAGUGUCUACUGGUCGCGACGAACCAACGUGGUUCGUCAAGAUCCUCAGCAAAGCCACGAGGAACUACCUGGUGCCCGAGGACUUCAUUCCCAUGAUGCAGGACGUGAUAGACACCCAUCCGGGACUUACGUUUCUUAAAGAAGCCGUGGAGUUCCACUCGAGGUAUAUUAAUACGGUAAUCGCUAGGAUAUUCUACUGUGUAAAUAGGUCGUGGAGUGGCAGGAUCACCAUACCCGAACUCAGGAAAAGUAACUUCUUACAGGUACUGUCCCUACUAGAGGAAGAGGAGGACAUCAACCAGAUCACUGAGUACUUCUCGUACGAGCAUUUCUACGUCAUCUACUGCAAGUUCUGGGAGCUAGACAAGGACCACGACCUGUACAUCGAUCGGUACGACCUGUCCAGGCACAAUGAAGGAGCUAUCUCUAUGCGGAUGAUCGACAGGAUCUUCUCCGGCGCCGUUACGCGGGGUCCGGUUCAGAAGGAAGGAAAAAUGAGCUACAGCGAGUUCGUCUGGUUCAUCAUUUCCGAAGAAGACAAGCGGCAUCCUAGGAGCAUCGAGUACUGGUUCCGGUGCAUGGACAUUGACGGUGACGGGUACUUGUCGAUGUACGAGCUGGAGUACUUCUACGAGGAGCAGCUCACACGCAUGGAAGCGCUGGGCAUCGAAACUCUGCCAUUCAGUGACUGUCUUUGUCAGAUGCUGGACAUGGUUCAGCCUAAGCAAAAGGGCAAGGUGUCGCUGGCCGACCUGAAGAGGUGCAAGAUGACGCCCAUUUUCUUCGACACGUUCUUCAACCUCGAGAAGUACCUCGACCACGAGCAGCGAGACCCCUUCGCCUCGAGGGACCACGACGGAGACGGAAUGGAGAUCUCUGACUGGGACCGGUACGCUGCCGACGAGUACGAGCUUCUGGUGGCCGAAGAAGGGAACUUCGAAAACCACGAGCUCUUGUACAGUGACUAUGACCCGGACGACGACGACCUGUCCCCGAACCUGGAGAAGCUCGCGGCACCGUUGCGCUGCCGGACGGCACGCACGGCACGUCUGGACGACGACGAGUACGACUACGCGGAGUCGGACACUGACUACCACUACUGAGGCUAUGCAUAUACUCCAACCGACAGAGUGACUUACGAGUAAAAACAGCGUCGACUAGUGCCGUUCACGCGGACUGCAUCGUCUAUGAGUGAACUACGGUGUGACUCAUGCGUGUGCCGUCCAACGGACCAGACAGUUUGGACGCGGACUCUUACACGUGCCUCACACCGUGUGAUUCAAACGCUUCAACGGCGGGGCUGUUUGUACUUCGCCGGCGUUAUGCAGGAAAAGUAUGCACAAAGUCGCUAUAUGUGGUUGUCGCGCCGCCACACAAGUCGCGGCUGCGGCAUGUGCACACCACUUUCCGGACGACCAGAAAUGCUAAGAAACGCAAAUCAUUGACCACAAGCCACGCGGAAGCACGUCUGUGCUUUUGUGCGAACCCUGUGAGAUCUUAAUCGUGACCAGGAAUUCGCGAAACACCUCGGAAGAGAUGUCGAAGCUUAGCAAGAAGUCCAGCGUCCUCUGUUCGCACUCGUCCUCUAUGCACGCUCUCCGCUGGAGGUCCUUUUUCCUACAUCCGUCCAAGUUAACAGUUUUGUGGAACGCCGAAGUGAAGCCACAGGAAGAGUUGAAAACCUCGUGCUUGUCCACUGCUAGAUCGCCCUGUUUGUGAACUUCAAAGCGAGCGAAGAACAAUAUACGCUGCCAAAGAUUACCAUCCCAUCCAGAAAGUAGCUGAGGGCCUUUGCCCGCAACGUGUGCCCAGAGUGCCGAGGACACAUUACAUACCCUUUUUUGUGAUGACACGUGCCUUGACCUGUUUUUUUCUUCAUCGAUUAAGGCCUGGCGCCGAUUUCUACAUAAAGCACAGUGCUUGUUGCUACGGGAUGCGCCUUCUUUUCUACGUGAAUGCUUUUUUUUCUUUCCCUUUUUUUUUGCUAGUGUGCGGAUGGACACAGAUUGAGCACACCGCACCGAUGAUCUUGUUGUCAGAUCCGUCAUCCCGACUGACUGUGGCCACAGUGCAUCGAUCUACCAGUGUCACACAGAGAUCGCUUAUAACCGUGGGAAAAGCUGCAACGUCCAUUAGCUCCUUGGUGCUUCAAAACAUGACGUCAAGUCCACAGCUUGCGGCUGCUGUGCUUGUGGUGCGUUGAGAUUUUAGUGCUAAGCGUGAUGAUUGUGUGUACACCGAUAGAGGGUCACUAGAUGUUCUGCGUCCUGGUAGAUGCUUUGAACCUCUGACGUGAGCGAAAUGACAAGCCGGAACGCAGUGCACCAUCUAACCAAGGCUUAUGGUUUCAUACGAACGAUCCUUGUGUAAUAUUUUUGUCAUUACAAAGACAGAUGGAUUAUUACUGUGAAUCUGCGAGUCACGUGGGCGUCGUCGCUACUGAGCCCCGCUAUCUGAUUAGCAUGCCCCUCUAUCUGAUAAGCGGCUCGGAACCGCUGAUUACGUAUUGGGGUCGCUGUAGAUAACGCUUGUCUUUUAUUGUUGUGUCACACUGGUGAGUGCUUUUGUGAUGCGUCGUCGCGCAGUUCUUAGUUUUCGUUGUUUGUUUGAGAUUUAUUGCAGGAAAUGUCUUGUUCUGUAGUUUGCCGAUAAGCCGUUCAGUCUCCUUAUCUCAGUUCCAUCUCUUUUUCUCUCUUGUCAUCGGCGAAGUCGCGCUAUUUUGGGGUGUGAAAAGCGUGAGCUAUGUGUCGGAUACAUUUCUUAUAUUCCCCUUGUUUCAGGGGACACUCAACGGAGUGAACAAAGUGGUUACUCUGGUAAUAUAUUUCAACUAUAUUUAUUGUUAUUGUUAUGGCAAAUCUAUGAAAGGUUGUGCAAAUAUAUUAAAUAUGCAUGGAGUUGGAAA